AUGCUUCUUCAAGACUUCAUUGCCACUCUAAAUUUACUUUACAGAGGCUGCACGUUAGAAACUGUAUGUGGUGAAAAGCUCUUUUUUGGUUUUUUGCUUGCCUAUAUUGGAGACGCAUUGGCAUGUCACAAUUUAGCAGGCUUUAAGGAAAGCUUCAGCAAAAAUGUUCGCCUUGCUUGUCGAACUUGCACAGUACCCACAUCUGAAUUUCAUAAUUUUCACUAUGAAAUUCAAUGUCCACUACGUACGGAGUCUCAAUAUGAAGAGAACCUUAGGGCAAUUGAGGCAGCUAGCUCAAAGAAAGACCGUACUGAAUUGUCAGCACAGUGCGGGAUUAAGUCAAAAUCAGUCCUCGCAGAAAUUCCUAAUUUCUCAAUACUCACGGACUUGCUGUAUGACCCUAUGCACAUUUUGUUGGAGGGAGUCAUUCCUCUGGAGUUGACACUUCUUAGUAAGUUCAUUGUAAGGGAGGCAGCAUGGAUGACCUUAAGCCAGCUUAACACUGCCUUGUCUCGGUUCUGCUUUCAUAGGCAAGUGAGUAAGAGUGACUAUCCUCGCAGCUUUGAAUCCGACUUCAGUUUUCCAUUUGCAGCAAGCUCCAGUUUAAUACUCCAUCUUCAUUUUCUUUUUAAUAUUGAUGAAUAUCUGCCUGAAGAGGCUACGGAAGAACCACAUUGUGAAUGUUUUGUGCUGCUUUGCAUCAUCACACAGUUAUUUCUUUCUCCUGCUAUCUCCCCAGAUGCACUUGGAGACAUUGAGUGCCUAGUAGCACGCCAUAAUGAGCUUUUUGUGCAGCUGUAUGGUUCCAGCUCAUUUAAACCGAAAUUGCACAUGCUGGUGCACAUGGUCACUCAGAUACGGCGCUUCGGUCCUUCCCAUCAUCAUUGGGCAAUGAGAUUCGAAAGUAAAAACGCUCUUCCAAAGUCGAAGAAGUUCUGGAAUUUCAAAAAUAUUCCAUUAUCUGUCGCAAAUUACUUUCAGAUGAAAAUGUCAAGUGACCUGUGGUUAGGACCAGGGCAGCCUAAGCUGAGCUUUCCACAAUGUGAGACUGCACCAGCAGCCGGUGUACCAGUCAGCUUAACAUCUGAUUUUUUGCCAUGUGGACUGCAGCCUAAUGCUGUUGGUCAAACUGUUAUGCCCGUACGUUCUGCCUUUAUCUCUGGUGUCAAGAUCUCUAUUUCUAAUGUGGUUGUGUUUGAACAAAAUGACCAUGCAAUGUUUGGGGAAAUAGAAACAAUUGUACCUUGGCAAGGCAAGAUUUUCAUCGCUGUUCUGGUUCUGGUCAAAGUGAGCUAUACAAAGCGACUGAAUGCAUUUAUUCUUCUCAAAACACCACACGCCAUAGUGAUUAAACCUGACUAUCUUUUGUAUCCUUGGCCACUGUAUACAUACGCUAAAAAUGAGGCUUUUUAUGCUAUUACAAAAUGUAUUCAUGAAUCACCUCUGUAG
This is a messenger RNA of Ixodes scapularis (black-legged tick), 1449 nucleotides long. RefSeq lists its product as uncharacterized. NCBI's taxonomy places the organism in Eukaryota, Metazoa, Arthropoda, Arachnida, Ixodida, Ixodidae. The record is from RefSeq and is a predicted model, not a curated record. The coding region runs from base 1 to 1449 and encodes 482 amino acids. The transcript has a single exon.